Amborella trichopoda is the source of this 2670-nucleotide messenger RNA. The record is from RefSeq and is a predicted model, not a curated record. NCBI's taxonomy places the organism in Eukaryota, Viridiplantae, Streptophyta, Magnoliopsida, Amborellales, Amborellaceae.
GGAGUCAAGCUUCAAGGAGAAGUCUAGAGAGAGAGAGAGAGCAUGAGAGAUGCUGUCUAGAGAGAGAAACAAGAGCGAGGAGUCCGUAACUGAGAAGCUUUUGGAUUUCCUUUCAUAUGGUUAGCAGAGGUAGAGAACGUAGUUGGAUAACUGCACGAUACCUUCUCAUUCAUCUCUCUCUCCCUCCCUCUACAAAUUUAGCAAACCCUAGAUCCAAAACUCUCUGUAAUUCUCUCUGCAAAUCCAUGAGCUCACUCCACAAAAGAAAAAAUUCUGGUAGCCCUAACCUUAAUCCCCUCGCUUCGUUAACUCCACAAUCGUGGCCUCUGCUAAAACCCUAACCCCAACCCUAAUUCUCUGCUCUCCUCUUCUGAAACUUGCGAAAAGGUUGGGCUUUUUUUUUCUAGGAAUUUGUUCACUUCUACAUAGGAAGUAUGCCCUCUGAAACAGAGGAACCGGAUUCCACCACAAAAAUGGUGGAGAACAUGACUGAGAAGUUUGAAGAUACAGAGUAUGAGAGCGAUCCGGACGUCUCUCUUUCUCUAACUAUGAGGCGAAGAGAGGCCAGUGACGACGAAGAAGAAGGGAGGAAUCUUGAGAUUGUUGAUCGGAGGGCUGGAAUUGAAUCUGGGGGUGAAUCUGACGGGCAGGGUGGGGCACCAGCCUACGAGGACGAAUUGGAAGAGGAGGAAGAAGAAGAAGAAGAUGAGGGGGAGGAUUUUGAGGAGAGAGAAGUGGAAGAGGAGGAUUUUGAGGAGAGAGAAGGGGAGGUUCUGGUUCAGUUACCGGAUUCUGGGGAGGUUGCUGGAAUCCGGCGAUCUGGGGAAGAAGAGACACAGAGACUUCAGCCAGAGGAGGAGAAGAAAGAGACUGAGCCUUUUGCAGUUCCAACUGCUGGGGCUUUCUAUAUGCAUGAUGAUAGGUUUCGUGAUCAUGGGGGAGCUCGCCAUAGGCGGACUCCUGGUGGACGCAAAUUAUGGGAAUCGAAAGAUGACAGGGCAUGGGUGCAUGAUAGGUUUGAAGAGCUGAAUCUACAAGAGCCACCUCAAAAUGAGGAUAGGAGAAGGUCAAAAGGGCGUUUCAGAGGUCGGGGUAAAAACAGGGGCGGGGAACGUGGAUAUGCACAGGGGAACAGGCCAAGAGCCUAUGAUGAUAGUAACAAUUCAUCACAUGCAGUAAGGGGUGUAAGGGGCAGAGGGCCAAGGAGAUAUGAACAAGCAAUGAGGAACAAUGGUUACCACUUUAGAAUGCAUAAUAAGCCACCUCUAAAAUCUCACGAUGCCAUGGCUAGCAGCAGUGGAACAAAACCUUUCUUUCAUGCUUCAAAGGAGCAGACUGAGGCCUUGGGUCCUAGGAAGCAUGUCUUCGCUUCGAGCCUAAGCUCUGCUUCUCCCCCAUUUUAUCCCUCUGGAUCUUCUAAUCAAGACAAUUCUAUUAUCCAAAAGAGGGUUCUCCAAACUGGUUCUAGCACGCAAAGGAACUUGCCCACUUCGGUUUCUCCUGAUGAGCUUGUUACACGAGGAAAGUCUGUCAUUGAACCUAUUGGGCAGAACAGAAUAUAUGCAGAUCAUUCUUUGCGGAUGCUCACUGGAAAGCAUCUGGCCAAUUCAUCACCAAUCCAGUCUUCUGGGUCUUCUUCACCUGUGAGCGCAACCCAUACUUCUCAUUCCAGAUUUCCAGGGAAGGGUUUAUCAGUUUCAGGGAUACAAAGCUAUCAUGUCACACCGCCUGUGAGCCACAUCAAUAAAACCACUUCGCAAACUCUAGCUUCAGGGCCCCAGAAGUUGGUACAAACUCCAGCACAAUUGGGUUCAAAGACUUCAUCACAACAACUGGGUUCUCGACCUGGUAGUGGAAAUCCGUCUGCUAGUUCUUCACCUCAAGCACCUUCUGUGCUCAAUGUGUCCGAAGUUGGAGAGACUGAUUCUCCCCCUGGUUCGUCCCAGUCUAAGACUGCUCUAGUUGGGAAGGGCAAAGCUGGGGUUCAAGGAAGUGGAAGAGGCUCCUUCUUGUAUGGUGGUGCACAGGUUAUUGGGGCUACGGGUGCAAUGGCUGUUGCUCAUAGUGAUCAAAGCUUCCCUCCCACUCCAGCACUGUUGCCAGUUAUGCAAUUCGGAAGUCAGCAUCAUGGUGGUCUUGGGGUUCCUGCGGUUGGUAUGGCACUUCCUGGGUACGUGGCUCAACCACAACUUGGAUUCGGAAAUUCUGAGAUGACCUGGGUACCGGUCUUGGCUGGGGCAGCCGGGGCUCUGGGGGCAGCUUACUGUUCACCUUAUAUGGCAGUUGAUGGUGGUUAUUAUGCUCGUCCAUCUGGACAGACAUCCUUGGGUGUUUCCAGUAGAGACUCUGGUUCAAGCAAAUCGCCACAAAGGCCUGAGCUUGUUAGUGAUGAAUUUGGGCAACGGCAAAACAAGCCUCGCAGAUAUUCUGCAAUGAAUUUUGGACAAUGAAUUACAAGUGAUAAAUUGGGUGUAUUUGAAUAAGCAGCUAAAUUGUUCAGCACUGCAGGCCUGCCUUACUGGCCCUCUGUGAUGUCCAGCUUUUGUUCUGGAGCACUUUGGGCAGUUUGAUAUCUCAAGAUAUGCUAGUUAUAUUAUGCCCUUCUUCUGCUGUGAGUGGUUGUUUCGUGGCAGCUGGACUGGUGGCAGUUCCUUCACUUGAACUGCGGUA